Eruca vesicaria subsp. sativa (arugula) is the source of this 324-nucleotide messenger RNA. The record is from the annotation of a GenBank genome assembly. Lineage: Eukaryota; Viridiplantae; Streptophyta; Magnoliopsida; Brassicales; Brassicaceae.
AUGGUGGAGGUGGUGGUGAGCUGUAGACGUAUGGUGGUGGUGGAGACUUGUAGUCUAUCUUGGGGGAAGGAGAGUAGUAUGGUGGAGGUGGUGGGGAGUUGUAUACGUAAGGCGGUGGUGGAGAUUUAUAGUCUACUUUGGGGGAUGGAGAGUAGUAUGGUGGAGGUGGUGGGGAGCUGUAGACGUAUGGCGGCGGUGGAGACUUGUAGUCAACUUUUGGAGAAGGAGAGUAGUAUGGUGGAGGUGGUGGGGAGCUGUAGACGUAUGGCGGCGGUGGAGACUUGUAGUCAACUUUUGGAGAAGGAGAGUAGUAUGGUGGAGGUG